Molecule: messenger RNA, 1269 nt
Organism: Solanum verrucosum
Lineage: Eukaryota; Viridiplantae; Streptophyta; Magnoliopsida; Solanales; Solanaceae
Exons: 2
Coding region: 54-728 (224 amino acids)
Source: RefSeq, a predicted model, not a curated record
AUCUUAUUGCUAGUAUUUCUGUUUAGCUGUUCUUUCAUUUCAGUGUUUCAUUAAUGGCAGAAUCAAAGGAUUGUCAUGUUAUCGUUGAAAUUCCGGUUGAUGAAGAGCAUCAGCUUAAACUUUCUUCAGCCAUUACUACCAUAACUGCAAUUCAAAACCAUCCAUUAAUGGAAAUCUCAAAAAGUCCAGGGCAUCUCUUGCUUCUCAAGCUUUGGCAAAGAGAAGAGGAUCUCUCUGGCCGUAGAAUUGCGGCCAAAGAGACACGAAUGGACAGUAUUAGGAGAGAAAUAUUUCAGAUCUGUUGUUUUUUCUUUAUAUUUCAUGCUCUGUUUUUUAUGAUUCUGUUCACCUCUGUUUCUGAGGACCACCUUGAUGGUAAUGUUGUGUGUCAAAAAUGGUGGAUUCCUUCGAUUCUAUCAGUUUGUACUUCGUUUUGUAUUGUGUUUUUGGUGCAGGUGAAACUUUACAGGUUUUGGAAGGUGUCGAGGCAAUUGCAGAGGGAGAGAGGGGAUGGUAGAGCACUGACAAGGUGCAUUUCGGAGUUGAGGAUGAAAGGGGCGAGUUUUGAUCUGUCGAAAGAGCCACAGAUUGGGAAGAAGAUGAAGAGCUCUAGUGUGGAGAUCAAAUGGAAGCCAUUAACUUGGUUAUCUCAGUAUGCUGUAACUAUUUGUCUCAUUUGUUUUACAGGAUUGCUCUUCCCUGCUUCCAAGCUCGUCCUUUGCGCUUGAUCUUUUUCGUCUUCAAUCUCUGUUCAUACACAAAUCAGCAAAUUUGGAAUCUGGAAAGAGUCGUUCUUGCAGACAUCAAAGUCGAGGCAUUCGUACAUGAAUAGAAAUGGGAAUACACAGUCUCAAACCUGAUGUUUCCCACAUAGAGCCGACUGGCCGGAAAAAGAACCCAAAAGCAACAGGAGAAGAUCUGGCACCUUAAUUUAACAACAGCAGAAGGAAGUUGCCCGCCAGCAGAGAAAAAAGGACAGUCCAGUGCACAGAACAUUCAAUAUUCAGGAAGGGAUCUGGAAAAGGAACAGGGGAACCCGUGUGGCACCACAGCUCAAGCAUCACAUGAAAACUUUACCGUUGCUCCAAGAUCCUUUCAAGGUGCUAGCCAGUGAAGCUACACACAAUUUCUUUACACCUCCAUAUCAAUCAUGCUGCAAUGACAUCAUUAUUGGAAACUUGCUCACCAUUUUCUUGCGGUGUCUCGACUCAGCUAUCAGGCUCACUGCUCUGCCCACUGCAUGAGCAAAAGCGCAGAGAUCUAGAGUUU